AUGACGGAUGUCACGCCCGUAUCCCCACUUGAUGAGGUUGAAGUAAAUCGCGUUCGUCCAGAGACGACUGUGCAGUCUGAGAAUGCCACCAACCCACGAUCAACUUUUCAUGUAUACUCCGAGAAGGAAUGUCACAAGUGUAUUUCGCCAGUGAUGGACCCGGGAAAAGAGAGAUGGUGUGGCCCAAAUCAAAAAGAACAAAAAGCGAAGCGUUUGCAGAAACAGGAGCGCAAAAAAUCCGGAUUGCCCCCCGUUGAGCCGGAUGAAAAUGCUUUCUUUAUGCAGCAACCAUACCUAUCGUUCCAUGUACCGCCUCGAGUUCUGUACACGGGCAGUAGUAAGUACACAGCGAAGCCCGCUGUCCUUAUACACGACGGUUGUUUCUGGAGAGACUACAAGUUACAAUUAGGACCGUCAAUCAGCCAACCAGGUGUGAUUGACCCGCGCGGCGUAGUCUCAUGGCGCCAUAAUGGAGGCGACAAGAAGGCACUCAAAGCCGAUGAACAAAAGCUCAAGGGCUACAAAAUCAGGGGAUGGAGGCUUUGGGGAGAAACGGGAAAAGAAUAUGUACACACUGUCAGAGCGAACCGAGAGGCAGGUAAAGGUCCGGAUCCCGAUGUGUUGGAAGUCAAGGGCCUCGAAUAUGAGAAACCCGCGGUAGCUGAAGAGGUCGUUCACUUGCGAUGGAUAAGUCCAUUGUCUCGCCAUACUCGAUGCUAUCACUUCCAUUACAUGGGCAUUGAUUUUUACUGGAAAGGGACAGCUUCGGUCAAGGAAUCGCGAGCUUGUGGCCUGUUCUUGCGCUUCAAUCACUUGAAGCUCGUUGCCAGACUCCCAACCGUUGACGGCAAGAAACACCAACAGAAUGAGCUGUGUUUGGGGAAAUAUACCUGCUCCAUCGCAGCCAAGAAGAAUGGCACUCUGGAGUUUUUUGAUGACACAAUCUUGCGUUUAGUCGAUGCAUACGCCCCCUCAAUGCUCGACUUAAGUUCUGACGAGGGGCAAUUGGAGGAGAAUAUGAGGAAUGAGAGAGUACUGAGACUGAGAAAAAGUACGCUGUACCAAGUGUUUAUGGCUACAGCGACGUGCAUGAUGCGGAGUGAAAAGGAGAAGAGGCACACACUGUUAGAACUGUUGACGGUUGCAGCAGAAGGUGGAGGCUAG
Messenger RNA from Bipolaris victoriae FI3, 1164 nucleotides. RefSeq lists its product as hypothetical. The transcript has a single exon. The coding region runs from base 1 to 1164 and encodes 387 amino acids. NCBI's taxonomy places the organism in Eukaryota, Fungi, Ascomycota, Dothideomycetes, Pleosporales, Pleosporaceae. The record is from RefSeq and is a predicted model, not a curated record.